UCACGCACAGUUACUUCAUCUCACGCAAACCGAACGGACGUGCCGCGCCUCGUGCUCACCAGUUAUUUUUGUUCUGUUCCUAUCAGUAAAGUUACGUGCACGCACCGUCUAUUGUCCUGCCUGGCAACAAGCUACAAUGAAAUUUCUCGUUGUACUGAGUGUGCUCAUUGCCGGUGCGCUGGCUACCGGCGACGGCCCUAAGGUUACGGACAAGGUUUACUUUGACAUCACGAUCGGUGGGAAACCGGAAGGACGCAUCGUGAUCGGUCUGUUUGGUGGUACUGUACCGAAGACGGCACGCAACUUCAAGGAACUGGCAGAGAAGACCGCACCCGGCGAAGGCUACAAGGGCAGCAAGUUCCACCGGGUGAUCCGUGACUUCAUGAUCCAGGGUGGUGAUUUCACCAAGGGUGACGGUACCGGUGGACGUUCGAUCUACGGCGAGCGGUUUGCCGAUGAGAACUUCAAGCUGAAGCACUUCGGUGCCGGCUGGCUGUCGAUGGCCAACGCGGGCAAGGAUACGAACGGUUCCCAGUUCUUCAUCACGGUCAAGCAGACGAGCUGGCUGGACGGACGCCACGUCGUGUUCGGUAAGGUGCUCGAGGGUAUGGAUGUUGUGCGCAAGAUCGAAAACACUGCCACCGAUGGGCGCGAUCGUCCGACGAACGAUGUUAUGAUCGCUGACUCCGGCUCCCUGCCCGUCAGUGAACCGUUCGCAGUGGAGAAGAGUGAUGCCACCGAGUAAGGUGACACGCACACGAACGAAGUGUAAGACUUGGAUUUAGCUCUUGUUGGAAACCAAACGGGAAUGGGUGGUGAUAAAAGCAUAAAAAACAACGGACGGACUUAUCAAACUAUCCAUCCAACGAGAAAUGCCUUACUCUCUCGGGGGGCGAGUGAUCGAUCUUUCGCGUCGAAAAAAAAAGAGGACGGCAAAAAAGUGAUCCAACAAAAAAAUACAAAGGAGAUGGACAUACACAUGUGUUCGCAUUUAAGAAGAGAGAAAGAUCCAUUCGAUAAGUAAAUCUAAUUCACAACAAUAAAAACGAGACAAAAGAAAAGGAACAUAUUUUUAUGAUAAAUUUUACACUACAAACCAA
This is a messenger RNA of Anopheles moucheti, 1100 nucleotides long. Its product is annotated as peptidyl-prolyl cis-trans isomerase 5. Bases 137 to 745 code for a protein of 202 amino acids. Gene Ontology annotation, biological process: protein peptidyl-prolyl isomerization; protein folding. Gene Ontology annotation, molecular function: peptidyl-prolyl cis-trans isomerase activity. The record is from RefSeq and is a predicted model, not a curated record. The transcript is spliced from 3 exons. Gene Ontology annotation, cellular component: intracellular membrane-bounded organelle. NCBI's taxonomy places the organism in Eukaryota, Metazoa, Arthropoda, Insecta, Diptera, Culicidae.